AUGGACAACGACUCGGGAAUACACAAAAUUACACUGGCUGUCUGGGAGUCGGAGCGGUCUGCGAGAGUCCCCGCGGUGCGGAGCCGAGCUGCAGCGAGCCAGAGGGACCGGCGGAAGCGAGCGACAGUGAGAAGCCGGAUCCAGAGGCAGAGGCGGAUCGGGAUCCGUGGCGGUGGUGCGGCGGCGGUGAUGUGUGCGGCGGGGAGGCGAUGGGGCCGGCAGGCGUGGGCCCUGCUGUGCUGUGUUCUGCUGUCGGCAUUGGAAGCGGCGUGGGGACAGCUGCGGUACUCGGUGCCCGAGGAGAUGCCCAAGGGCUCUUUCGUGGGCGAUGUGGCCAAAGACCUAGGGAUGCAGAUGACGACCUUGAGUGAAAGCAGCGCCCGCAUCUUGGAGAAAGGUAGGACGCAGUAUUUCUCUCUGCAUGGGAAGACGGGACAUUUGGUGACAGCGGAGAGGAUAGACAGAGAGCAGCUGUGCGAGAAUAAGCAGCAAUGCGUGCUGCGCUGUGAGCUGAUAGUGGAAGGAGAAAUGAAAGUGUACGGAGUGGAAGUGGAAAUCAUAGACAUUAACGACAAUGCACCCAGCUUCAAGGAUGUUGAACUGGAGGAGAGAAUAAGCGAGAUGACAGCCACGGGGUCGCGGUUUUCCUUGGACGAGGCUCACGAUCCGGACUCCGGAUCAAAUUCUGUCCUGAGCUACGAGCUGAGCGGUGAUGAGCAUUUCUCACUGGCUGUUCAGGCAGGACCCGGUGGCGAUUUGCGUCCCGAACUGGUGCUGGCCAAAGCGCUGGACCGCGAAGAGGCUGCCUUUUACGAAUUAGUGCUGAAGGCAAAGGACGGCGGAGAGCCUUCUCGGACGGGCACGGCACAGAUCCGCGUGAUUGUGCUGGACGCGAAUGACAACGCUCCCGUGUUCAGCCCGGCAAAGUACAUGGUGCGUGUGCCUGAGGACGUCCCCUUGGGCUCCGCCCUUGUCACAGUCACAGCAACUGAUGCCGACGAAGGCCUCUAUGGGGACGUAAAAUACUCUUUGAAGAAAAUCACAGAGAAAGCGUCUAAGAUCUUCGAGUUGGACUCUAAGACGGGAGAAAUCACACUGGUGCGGAGCCUGGACUUCGAGGAAGGCAAUACCUACGAACUAGAGGUGCAGGCACGGGACGGUGGCGGCCUUUCCAACAAAGCAAAAAUAGCAAUCACUGUGACAGACGUCAAUGACAACAUACCUGAACUGAUUGUCUCCUCGGCCCUGACUGAGAUCUCUGAGGACUCCCCUUCGGGGACAGUGGUGGCCCUGCUGCACGUGCAGGACCGGGACUCGGGAGCCAACGGCCAGGUGCGGUGCUCCCUGGACACGGGAGUCCCGUUCCGGCUGGAGAAGUCGUUUGAGGAUUAUUACCGCGUGGUGACGACGAAGGAGCUGGACCGGGAGGAGGUGUCGGAGUACAACGUCACAGUGAGGGCGGCCGACGGCGGGUCGCCGCCCCUGUGGAGCAGCACCGUGCUGACCCUGCGGGUGCUGGACGUGAACGACAACGCGCCGGUGUUCAGCGAGGCGAGCUACAGCGCCCGGCUGCCCGAGAACAACGCGGCGGGCGCGCUGGUGCUGACGGUGCGGGCGCGGGACGCGGACUGGGGUCAGAACGCGCGCGUGCGGUACCGUCUGGGCGAGGGGCGGGUGCGUGGCGUGGCGCUGUCGUCGUACGUGUCGGUGCAGGCGGAGACGGGCGCGCUGUACGCGCUGCGCUCCUUCGACUACGAGGAGGUGCGCGAGGUGGGGCUGUGGGUGCUGGCGGAGGACGGCGGCUCGCCGGCGCUGAGCAGCAACGUGUCGGUGCGGAUCGUGAUCGUGGACGAGAACGACAACGCCCCGCACGUGCUGUACCCGCCGGCGGCGGGCGUGUCCGGGUCCGGUGUCCGUGGCUGGUCGGGGGUGGAGCUGGCGCCGCGGUCGUCGGAGCCCGGGGCGCUGGUGGCCAAGGUGGUGGCGGUGGACGCGGACGCGGGGCAGAACGCGUGGCUGUCGUACGAGCUGGCCAAGGCGACGGAGCCGGGGCUGUUCCGCGUCGGGCUGCACAGCGGCGAGGUGCGCACUGCGCGCUUCCCGCUGGCCCGCGACGCUGCCCGGCAGAGCCUGGUGGUGCUGGUGAAGGACCACGGCCGGCCGGCGCUGUCGGCCACGGCCACGCUGACCGUGGUGCUGGCCGAGAGCGUGGCCGAGCUGCUGGCCGAGCUGGGCAGUGAGGCUGCGGCGGCGGUGCCGGGCGAGGCGGCGGGCAGCCUGACGCGCUGGCUGGUGCUGGCCGUGGCGGCCGUCUCCUGCCUCUUCCUCGCCUUUUUGCUGCUGCUGAUAGCGCUGCGCCUGCGGCGCUGGCGGCGCUCGCAGCUGUCUCCUCCUGCGGGCGGUGCCUUGCGCGGCGUCCCGGCCACGCACUUCGUGGGCAUUGACGGCGUGCGCGCUUUCCUGCGCUCCUACUCUCACGAGGUUUCGCUCACCGCCGACUCACGCAAGAGCCAGCUCCGCUUGUCGCCCGGCAGCUGUUGCGACACCCUCCCUGCCCGCCCUCUGCCCGACGAGCCCGCACCGCUGCUGGGGGAGGACCCUGUUGGCGCCCGCCCACACGACCCUAACGCCGCCCCGCUCUAA
This is a messenger RNA of Dryobates pubescens (Downy woodpecker), 2643 nucleotides long. Its product is annotated as protocadherin gamma-A5-like. Gene Ontology annotation, cellular component: plasma membrane. The record is from RefSeq and is a predicted model, not a curated record. Gene Ontology annotation, biological process: homophilic cell-cell adhesion. Lineage: Eukaryota; Metazoa; Chordata; Aves; Piciformes; Picidae. Gene Ontology annotation, molecular function: calcium ion binding. The transcript is spliced from 3 exons. The coding region runs from base 1 to 2643 and encodes 880 amino acids.